This is a messenger RNA of Styela clava, 1383 nucleotides long. RefSeq names its product JNK1/MAPK8-associated membrane protein-like. Gene Ontology annotation, biological process: ERAD pathway; response to unfolded protein. The record is from RefSeq and is a predicted model, not a curated record. Gene Ontology annotation, cellular component: membrane. Gene Ontology annotation, molecular function: ubiquitin protein ligase binding. Lineage: Eukaryota; Metazoa; Chordata; Ascidiacea; Stolidobranchia; Styelidae.
AAUUCCAUCGUGCAUUGGAAGAUACUGUGGUUUCCACCUGAUGAUGAAUUACCUGAUACGUGGCAACUAGACAAGUGUGGUGCUUGUCCAUGGGGAUAUAAAGCAAACGAAACAAAGUAUUGUAUUCAGUGUGACAAACCUCCUGAUAUCUAUGACUGGCUUUAUCUUGGAUUUAUGGCUGUAAUUACCUUGUAUGCUUCAUUGGAUUUAUAUAUUAAGAAACCAGAAAUCUUUGAAACUAAUGGUAAGCACAGAUACUUUUAUCAAUUUUCGAAUGUGUUUGUGCUUGCCUUAUUAUCACUUAUUUCUAGUGAGCCGAAAGGUGAUUUACAACUUGGUAUCUUGUGGUGUAAAUCAGUUAUCAGAACUGGUAUACAAUGUUUUAUUAACCCACAGAUUGAAUAUACUCAGACCAUUCAUUGCUCUCAAGAAGCAGUGUAUCCAUUAAUGACAAUAGUUUGUAUCUAUUAUGCAUAUACACUCAUAUUGAUGCUACUAUUCCGACCUUUUAUACUAUCUUUUAUAGCUGCUGCGAAGGAAUGGAGUGGCCCCCUUUAUGCAGCAUUGUAUUUUCAUCCCAUCUUAGUUGUAAUUCAUGCUUUUAGGGGGCUAAUUUAUUAUUCAUUUCCCUACAUAACACUGCUUGUAUCCCUGGUCGCUAUAGCAACGUACUUUGUGUGGACCAAUGUCACAACUCUUAGUUCAUCAUUACGACAUAAAGUCAAAAUAUUUGAUCAUUUUAGCAUAUGUCGCUUUAACAUUGGUAUUAUUGCCAUUUCUAAUGAAAAUUAUUGUUUUGUGGUACUGGCACCAUUCCCACUUAUAUUUUAUUUUUUGACAUUACAGUUUACAGAUCCCGAAAAUAUUGAUAAAGAAAGGCAUCAUACAUAAAGAUUCAUACCAUUCUAACCUAUGGGCUAUUUUUACUAUUUGUCUAAAAUACCUUAUUGCUUCAAUCUAUUCAUAACUUGUUUCAGUUGGAGGCCAUUCAUUGGAUUAAUGUUAUGUAUUCUAGAAUUUUUCUUGAUUUGUCAUUUCGCAAUCCAGAGGUAUAGUUUUUACCUAAAUUUGAAUAAUUCUCGCAACUAAGCUUACCUUACCUUAAUUGCAAUGUUCAGGAAAUGUUUUCUAUGUUUCAUUGACACAAACUCCAUAAUGAACAAAUAUUGUUCAUUAUGGAGCAAGUGACACAAAUGUACCUAUUGAUACCAAGCAAAUAUAUUAGGGUAGAUCAACAAGACUAACAUUAUCCGAAGUCGAAAACAGAAUAUGACGACAUACUGAUGAGAUUGAAAACAAUGUCAGACUAUUUGUGCAGUGAAUCCCUUAUCAGAAAUAGAAUAAUAUGACCUUAGUAAUCGUAUAAAUACAUAAGAUAUGCCC